ACGCCGGGUGUGCGAGAGCAUCCGGGGACGCCGGACGGGAGGGGACGGGGAAGACCUAGCCUAGGUUGUGUGGAUUUGGACCUCCGCAUUUCUAACCCAAGAUCUCGAAAUGCAUCGUGAUUCCUGUCCAUUGGACUGUAAAGUUUAUGUAGGUAAUCUUGGAAACAAUGGUAACAAGACUGAGUUGGAACGAGCUUUUGGCUAUUAUGGACCACUCCGAAGUGUGUGGGUUGCUAGAAACCCUCCCGGCUUUGCUUUUGUUGAAUUUGAAGAUCCCCGAGACGCAGCUGAUGCUGUCCGAGAGCUAGAUGGGAGAACACUCUGUGGCUGCCGAGUAAGAGUGGAACUAUCGAAUGGUGAAAAGAGAAGUCGUAAUCGUGGCCCACCUCCUUCUUGGGGUCGUCGCCCUCGAGAUGAUUAUCGGAGGAGGAGUCCUCCACCUCGACGCAGAUCUCCAAGACGGAGAAGCUUCUCCCGCAGCCGGAGCAGGUCCCUUUCUAGAGAUAGGAGAAGAGAGAGAUCACUGUCCCGGGAGAGAAAUCACAAGCCGUCCCGAUCUUUCUCUAGGUCUCGUAGCCGAUCUAGGUCAAAUGAAAGGAAAUAGAAGACCAGUUUGCAAGAGGAGUGGUGUACAGGAAAUAACUUCAUUUGACAGGAGUAUGUACAGAAAAUUCAAGUUUUGUUUGAGACUUCAUAAGCUUGGUGCAUUUUUAAAAUGUUUUAGCUGUUCACAUUUGUUUGUCUGUUGGAACAGUGACACAAAGGUAAUUCUCCUAUGGUUUGAAAUGGAUCAUAUGAGGCAUGUAAUAUCAAGAAUUGUUACUUUACAAUGUUCCCUUAAGCAAAAUUUAAUUUGCUUUGAAUUUUAGUCUUGCAUAGGCUGAAAAUAAACCUCUUAACUCCUGCCCAGCUAAAAUCGAUGUUUAACAUUAUGGAAAUAAAAACUGGCAAAAAUUGAAAGGUUUUUUUUUCAACAUAGCUGGGAUAUGGUAUGCAGCUGUAGUUAAGCAGUUUUUAAAAGCUGCUGUGAACUCAAAAGCCAGCUGGAAAAAUUAAAGCUGCACCCUUAAACUAGAUUAGAGGUUUAAAAAUCCCACUAGUCUUCACAUUGGACAAAAGGUUGUCCAGUUGGUGUAGAAUCUAAGAAGUUUCAAGGAAGUUAGUUUACCUUUGCUUUAGGUUGUAAGUUCCUUCUGUGAUUGCUGUAUAUGAAUACAUAGCUCUUUGUAACGUUCUUUAUUUGGAAAUACGAGACUACUCAAGAUAACAAAUGUCCUGCCAGUUUAAGGGUACAUUGUAGAGCUGAACUGAGUUGUGCAAGAUUCUUUUUUCAUGCUGUCAUUUGUAAUAUGUUUUGUGAAAAUCCUUGGGAUUAAAGUUUUGGUUACAAAUUGUUGUUUAACCUGAAAGCCUGUUUUUCCUUGCAAAACUAAAAUCUGAGCUUGGUACCAAGUCCAGGUGUAACAUUCCUAUUGGAAGCCAUACUUAUAUUUUCUUGUAAAGUGCUUUUGAAAAUAAAAUAUAAGCAUAAUUGUAAUAGUUGAACCCACUAUUACCAUAGUUCUUGUCCCACAGAAAGCAGUUGGUUACACAAAUCUUAUUUUUUAAGAAAUACAUUCGAGGCUUUUGAAGUGGAGGGACUUACUGGUUGUUCAUCUAAGUGAUACGUUUUUAGGAGCAGAAGCCAGUUUAAAGUCCAUGAUACUCAGUGACCAACGUUUUGAAGUAUAGCCACCUGAUACAUUAUAAUCCAAAGUUGCCAGUAAAAAAAAAGCUUUUAAUCACUAGCAUGAAAACGUUCCACAGAGCUUUAAAAAUUGCUUCCAUUUUAUAUAAUUUGAGGUGUUGCAUGGGAAUUCUAAAUUGAUCCAUCAUUAUGUGAAAUUCACUACAUGGUUCAAAUGUAACAGUGCAGAAUUGAAAUAUGGAGGCAUGCGUAAUCUUCCUCUUAGAUAUCUAGAGGAGUUGUAAU
Molecule: messenger RNA, 1972 nt
Organism: Budorcas taxicolor (takin)
Lineage: Eukaryota; Metazoa; Chordata; Mammalia; Artiodactyla; Bovidae
Gene: SRSF3
Product: serine and arginine rich splicing factor 3
Exons: 6
Coding region: 110-604 (164 amino acids)
Biological process (GO): mRNA splicing, via spliceosome
Cellular component (GO): nuclear speck
Molecular function (GO): RNA binding
Source: RefSeq, a predicted model, not a curated record